Molecule: messenger RNA, 2123 nt
Organism: Manis javanica (Malayan pangolin)
Lineage: Eukaryota; Metazoa; Chordata; Mammalia; Pholidota; Manidae
Gene: ARMC6
Product: armadillo repeat containing 6
Biological process (GO): hematopoietic progenitor cell differentiation
Molecular function (GO): protein binding
Source: RefSeq, a predicted model, not a curated record
GCUCGCGGGCUGAGGGAGGACGAAGCAGGGCGCCACUAGCGCGCCUGCGCGCGUACGGCGGCCGGAAGGGACAAGAGGCGUCUCCUCUGGUGACAGCUGUGAGCCCCACCCUUUCCCCACGUGGACGCGAACACCGGCCCAGGAGUGUACGUCUGUGAGGUGCCUGCAGCCCCACGCAGAGGGGAUGAAGAUGGCCUCCAAGCGUAUCACCCAGGAGACCUUUGACGCGGCUGUUCGAGAAAACAUUGAAGAGUUCGAGAUGAGGCCAGAGGAGGCCGUGAAAGAGGCUGUGGAGCAGUUUGAAUCACAAGGGGUUGAUCUGAGCAACAUUAUUAAGCUGGUGCCCAAAGUCUCUGCAGAUGGACUCCAGGAGCCCACACACGACAUCGUGCAGGUCCUGGACAACCUGCAGGAGUCUGUGGCCCACUCGCACCCCCAGGAAGUGUGGGCACACCUUGCCCGCUUUUGUGAGCAGUGCAAGCAGCACAAGGCCUGCCGCUUCCUGGCGGCCCAAAAAGGAGCCUACCCUGUCCUCCUCACUGCUUGGAAGCUGGCUGCAGCAAGUGACCGGGGCCUCCUGCUCCAGGCCCUCAGCGCCCUGUCAGCCCUGACUGACGGACAGCCCGACCUCCUGGAUGCCCAGGGCCUGCAGCUACUGGUAGCCACACUGGCCCAGAAUGCGGACUCAGCUGAUCUGACCUACUCUGGCAUCCGCUGCGUGUGCCAUGCCUGCCUGAAGCAUGAGCAGAAUCGGCAGAGCUUGGUGAAAGCUGGCGUGUUGCCCCUGCUUACUGGCGCCAUUACCCGGCAUGGCCACUGUGCCAAUGUGGUCAGGGAGGCCUGCUGGGCCCUCCGUGUCAUGACCUUUGAUGACGACAUCAGAGUGCCCUUCGGCCAUGCCCACGACCGUGCCAAGAUGAUUGUGCUGGAGAACGGAGGCUUGAAGGUGCUCAUCAAGGCAGCCAAAGCAUUCCCUGACAACCCCAGCGUCCUGGGCGAGCUCUGCAGCACCCUGUCCCGCCUGGCCGUCCGCAAUGAGUUCUGCCAGGAUGUCGUCAACCUUGGGGGCCUCAGCAUCCUGGUGACCCUGCUGGCCAACUGCGGCGACCACCAGGACCUGGUGAAGCAAGUCCUGAGCGCCCUGCGGGCCAUCGCAGGCAACGACGAUGUGAAAGAUGCCAUUGUCCAUGCAGGUGGGACACAGUCCAUUGUGGCGGCCAUGACCCGGCACAUGGCCAGCCCCCAGGUGUGCGAGCAGAGCUGUGCGGCCCUGUGCGUCCUGGCCCUGCGCAAGCCUGAGAACAGCCAGGUCAUCGUGGAGGGCGGCGGGGCCCUGGCUGCGCUGGAGGCCAUGAGGGCGCAUCAGCAGGAGGCUGGUGUGCAGAAACAGGCCUGUAUGCUGAUCCGUAACCUGGUGGCUCGCAGCCAGGCCUUCUCACAGCCCAUCCUGGACCUGGGGGCUGAAGCACUCAUCUUGCAGGCCCGUGCAACCCACCGUGACUGCGAGGACGUGGCCAAGGCUGCCCUGCGGGACUUGGGCUGCCGCAUCGAGCUCCGAGAGCUGUGGACGGGCCAGAAGGGCAACCUGGCGCCGUGACCCCAGGCUCUGUCUGUGCUGUGACUCCGGGUGAGUCGUGAGACUCAGGAAUGGGGGGGGUUGGGGGGUCCCUAUGUCCUACCACUCUGGCUCCCGGAUUCCUCCCCAACUCAGCAGGAGGUGUUUUCUGAUGGGUGCCAGCUGCAGCCUAGGGGGUGGAAAGGGAGCACUGGUGAGGCAUCUAUACAGCAGAAGGCAGCCCCUGGGACCCAGCCUGCCCUCAUCCUGAGCCUCUCACCAGCUGACAGCAUUGGCAUCAUCCACAUCAUGCCCACCCUACCCCACCCUGUGCGCUUUCCUAUCGGAAAGGCCUCCUCAGCAUUGCUUGGGGGUGAAGAGCUGUCUGAAAUUUGGGAGCCAUACUGGCCAGUCUCAAAGCAGGGCAGGGGUCCCACUUCUGUUCUUCCAAGGCUGCUCUCACCCCUGCUCUUGUUUGUCCCACCUGUAAAAUGGGUCACAGAUGCCUUGUUUUGCUGGACAGAGGGUAGAGACUGGGGCCUGUCAAUCUCUGGGGUUCCACUCUAGC